Suillus bovinus is the source of this 327-nucleotide messenger RNA. RefSeq lists its product as uncharacterized. The coding region runs from base 1 to 327 and encodes 108 amino acids. The transcript has a single exon. The record is from RefSeq and is a predicted model, not a curated record. Lineage: Eukaryota; Fungi; Basidiomycota; Agaricomycetes; Boletales; Suillaceae.
AUGGCAUCCAGUGCACCAAUAGACGAUGUCCUCGACAACCUUCAGCUCAUUGGAAUCUCAGUGUCACACUUUCUGCUGGAGCUGCUUGCCAACAAGAAAUAUAUCAAUCAUAUUGCUGUCAAAGAUAUCCUACACAACAGACAGCAAAUUGUUGAUGCUCUUUCGAUGAGUGCAGAGGAAUCUCUGAGAACCAAGCUUAAAUGGGCUAUGGAUCUCAUCAAGGACAUUUGUGUGCGUGAAAUGGUGGUGCUGUCAGUGAAGGAGAGUGGUUAUCAGUUCGAUGUGGUACAUACAGCACCAGAGCAAUUAGAGGAAUUUCAGUAUUGA